Molecule: messenger RNA, 1101 nt
Organism: Diplodia corticola
Lineage: Eukaryota; Fungi; Ascomycota; Dothideomycetes; Botryosphaeriales; Botryosphaeriaceae
Exons: 1
Coding region: 1-1101 (366 amino acids)
Source: RefSeq, a predicted model, not a curated record
AUGCGCACGCAACAGCCCGCCAAAUGUCUGCUGCUCGACCUCCCGGUUGAGCUGCGCCUGCUCAUCUACGACUACGCCCUCUUCUCCCACGACCACGUCACCAUCGGCACCGGCCUCAAGCCCAGCUUCGCCUCGCCCGUCGACAGCGGCUACGCGAGCGAUGACGGCCGCGACUCGGAUGAACUGAUCCCCGGCCUGCCCUCAGACUUCGAGCCCGUCGUUCUGCCGCGCUUCGACCCGGACUUCCUCCAUCUUGAGCAGCCGCCCAUUUUCGACCACUGCACCCGGGACCAAGAUGAAGCCACCGCCGCCGCCGCCGACGACGACGACGAGCGCGAUCCUAUCGCGCGCCUUCGCGCCAAGCUGCCCUUCGCUUCCCCGCUCGCUCUGCUCCAGACCAAUCGCCAGAUCAGAGACGAGCUGAACUGGCACCUCAAAAGCCAGCGCACCCAGGACCGGAAGCUGUCUCUCUACAUGACCUACCCGUACGGCCUGCUCGUUUUCCAGCACCUGUGCCCGGACUUGAUUCGGCUGGCCCGAAGCGUCCAUAUCAGCGGCUACUACUACCCCACCAGCGCCCAUGGGCUGGUUGAAGGCCCGCCGGCAUGCCAGUGGAUUCACCGUCGGUACACGCAGCCGCCGCCCAUCGACGUGCCCGUCAUCCAAGAUGCAAACACUGCCCUCGGGUUGUUGACGCUCACCACGCUGGGGGAGGGCCCGAAGAUACCGGUCGAGGAACUCGAGCUGCGCAUCUAUCACCCAGGGCCGAAGGGCAACGACCAGAUCUGGCGAGGCGAGAAUCCGAGCAGUCCUAUCUGCGUCGCACUGCGCAACACGUGCGGUGGGUUGAUAGACAGCUCUGUGUUGCAGGGCGGGAGAGGGGCUGGCGCAUGGCUGAAGAUCAAGCCCAACGAGGAAAGGCGCAUCCUGACGCAGAGAUGGAGGAGGUUCACCGACGGCAACAGCAAAGCAGAAUGCGAGGGCUGGAUUGUGAAUCCGGAGUGGCCGCGAAUACCACAGCCAUCCGUUGUUGCGAGCGGCCCGUCGAGCCCCAGACAGGACGACCAGUCGGAUGCUGCCGAAGACGCUGCGGCCUCUUAG